Molecule: messenger RNA, 474 nt
Organism: Desarmillaria tabescens
Lineage: Eukaryota; Fungi; Basidiomycota; Agaricomycetes; Agaricales; Physalacriaceae
Exons: 1
Coding region: 1-474 (157 amino acids)
Source: RefSeq, a predicted model, not a curated record
AUGAGCACCUCAGAACUGCUUGCCUUGCGAAUCCGGCAACUUUCAAGACAUACCACAGAUCUAGAACGCACAGCAGAGACCCUCAAAAUAGCUCGUUGCCAAAAUCGAGAACAAUUCAUUCAACGAUUUGAACAUCGCCUUUUGAAGAAAGACUACCAGCCAGGAAGCCUAGUGCUAGUACAAAACAGUCACCUAGAAAUGACCGUAAACCGUUUUAAAACACAUCCACGAUACUUGGGACCUUAUGAAGUAGAGUGCAAGACAUUAGGAGGAAGCUAUAAGCUAAAAGAAUUAGAUGGAACUUCAUUACAGAAAAACGUGGCAGCCUUUCGACUAUACCCCUACAUCCGCAGAGGAAGCCCAGAGUUCGAGGCCUUGAAAGAACCUGAGGAGCAGACAUGGGACCCUAGUGAAUACGUAAACGAAGAAAUAGAGGAAGAUGAAGAGGGUCCAGAUCAGGAAUGGUCAGACUAG